Meloidogyne enterolobii is the source of this 2034-nucleotide messenger RNA. The record is from the annotation of a GenBank genome assembly. NCBI's taxonomy places the organism in Eukaryota, Metazoa, Nematoda, Chromadorea, Rhabditida, Meloidogynidae.
AUGACUACUACAGAACACCAACAUUUUAAUAUUGUACACAACAACAAUAAUGUCCAAACUUCAACACCAACAACUACUAGAACAAUUCAACAACAAACAUUUAAUGGUGUCAAUUCUUCGUUAAAUCACCAUUAUAAUGGUCAACAACGUCAUAAACAUCCUAGAACACCCGUGCCUUUGCCAUGUCCUCCAGCAGCUGCCUUCCUUCCCUAUUAUUCAAAUAGUUAUUUUUCUUCACCACAACCAGUACCACCACCUCAUUCUCUUCGUCCUGGCAUUUUAGGCAUUGCUUGUAGUAAUAAUUCUUCCUCCCCUCCAUAUCAACAUCAAAAUUCUUCUAAUGUUGAAGAAGAAAUACCUGUACCUGAAGGACUUUUGGAUUUUGCUGAUUUGGAAUUAAAUUGCACAAAAGAUUGUAGCAAUAAUGAACUUGUUAUGGAACCAAUUUGGGAACAAAGAGAACGUCCUUUCCAAAUAACACAAGGAUGUGCUAGUAUUUUACCUAACCCAAAGGAAACACCGGCUAACAUUAUUCCACCAGAAAUGGAAGAAACAAGUCAGAGUUGGCGUCAAUAUGCUGUAGCUUCACUAACUGGGCAUCGUUUGAGCGUGACUUCACAACCACGCCGAAAAAUUAGCAAAAUCAGUACAUCAGCAAUUGACGGCAAAAAUGGAAGUAAUGAAACAGACGAAGUUAAUGUAUUGGAUGAUAAUAAUGAUGGGGAGGAUUUUGAGGAAGAAGAGGGAGGAUUUAGAGAGCGCUGUACAACUGUUACUUAUAGGUUCCCAACAACAAACAAUAACAAUAAUAAUUCUGAGGAAAAAGAUUUUUGUAGUAAAAGACGAAUUGUAGCUGUUAGAAAACUUUCUAUGGGACAUCAAAGACAAUCCGGAGAUGAAAGAAAAUUUGCUAGUAGUUUAAGUCCGGAUAAAGCUAGGGCUGGACAUCGAAGACUUUCAAUUCCUGAACGCUCUUUACUUAAUGCUAAUUAUGCAAUUCUUCGUAAAAGUAUUGACCGUUUUGAAGUUGUUGGGUCUUUUCAUAGUUGCCAUUCUGAAGCAUAUCGAAAUUUUCUUCAGUCACUAAGUUGUUAUGAUUUAUCCUCUGUCCAUACAAUGAUUGUAAUGAUGGAUUCUGAACUUCAAAUUCAAAAAGCUGUUCAAUUACUCAGUUCACAUAUGGCCCCCCGUUUUGCAGUAAUUGCAAAUGCUAGAGUUGACGGUCAAUGGGCCCCAUUUACAGUGACAGACUGUCUGUUGGCUUUAAGCCAAGCACAUCGUAAAUUAGAUGGCCAAUUGGGUGAGCAAACUCUUCGCUUUUUUAUUGAACAAAUUCAAAAUGGUAGACGUUUAAUUUCCGUUGAUGACCAGACUUGUGCUUGGGACUUGGCACGCGUUUUUGCAUUAAAUCGUGUCCAUCGAGUUCCUGUAUUUAAUGUUGAAUCAUUUGAAUUAGUUGGAGUACUUAGUCCUCGCCAAAUAACCCAAGAAUUGUUAAAACUAGUUUCUUCUGGUUGUUCAUUAUCUCCAGAUUUAAAAUCAAUAACUCUUGGCUCUCGUCUUAUUGGAAUUUGGGGAGGGCCAGAAAGUAUAGCAACAAUUAAAGAAGGCCAAAGUUGUGCUCAAGCAAUUGAUUUAUUUUUAGAAAAGCAAGUUUCUUCACUUCCUGUACUUUCUUCAAAUGAUGGAACCCUUUUGGGUGUUUUAGACAAAAAUGGACUUUUGGAUAGGCUAUUUGAACAUUUAGGCUCCCAUCAAACACCUGAACGUUGUUUUAGACUUAUGGAGGAAACUCCUGUUGAGGAUUUACUUUCCCAAACAAGACGUAGAACUGUUUCUCCUAAUUGUUCUGUUGUUGAUGCUAUGCGCAUUUUAACGGAAGAUAAUCUCAUUAGUUCUUUAUUUAUUACCGAGCCAACCUCAUCAUCUCCUUCCUCACCAAAGUCAACAAAUAAUGAAAAAGGAGAACGUUUAUGUGGUGUUAUUUCACAUACAGACAUUCUUAGUUUUGUUAUUAAUAAUGACUCACAAUAA